AUGCCUGUACUUCAUGGAGAGGACAGUCAAACCCAUAACAUCCAUCUUCUUCGCCAUCUGACUCAUUUUGUACGUCUGUUUGGUCCCCUUUGGGUUUAUUCCUGCUUUGGCUUUGAAGCUCUUAAUGGGUUUUUAACCACAAUGAUUCAUGGCACUCAGCAUAUUUCGCACCAGAUUGCCUCAGCUGUCUCAAUAUUUCGGAAUUUUCCUAACCUCGUUGCUAAGAUGAAACCAUCAGUUAACUCGCAGCUGGUAAUAUCACUGGCCAAGCAUCUUUCUGGAGAAAAAUCCUUACCCAAGUCUUCAGGUGUUGGUGAUGCAUUUGUCCUGGGUGUUUCCAAGAAAGAAAUGUUAGUCAGGCAAGAGUUGAUGGCAGUUAACAGGUUUCUGUGCUGCAGAGGAUUGCCAAUUAUUGGUCCAACCGAUAAAGUGGAGGUGUUCAGGAGAGGAGUUGCAAAUGGUUCAAUCUUCAGCUCCGCAAAAAUGGCAAAGUCUAAACUAAAGGACUCUUAUACCAUUCAGUAUGAGGAUGCCAGUGGAAAAACUCAGUUUGGGGAAAUUCAGAGGUUUUUAGUUAUUCAAAACCACCAUGUUGCAGUAGUAACAAAGCUAGCCCCAAGUGGAUCCCUGACCUCAGACACCAAAUCUUCCUCAGAAUCAUUAAAUAGAUUUUCUGAAUCAGGUGUUUUACUCAGUCAUAUGGCAGUGACCAGAAGGUCAAAGUAUUUAUUUUGUAUGCCACUUUGUAACGUUAAAAGGAAAUGCAUAGUGGUCAGAAGCUCUCAUGAAAAUAAUGAGCUAACAAUUAGCACAUUCCCAAAUAUGGUGGAGCAUGACUGA
Orbicella faveolata is the source of this 840-nucleotide messenger RNA. RefSeq lists its product as uncharacterized. Lineage: Eukaryota; Metazoa; Cnidaria; Anthozoa; Scleractinia; Merulinidae. The record is from RefSeq and is a predicted model, not a curated record.